UGGAGGAAGAGGAGGAAGAGGUACAAGAGGUAGACGACGACGACGGUACAUACGUAAAAAUAUAUAUAUGUACAUAUAAAAUUUAUUGAAGAGGAAGGGAAUUGAAACACGAGUCAAAUUCUUGAAUCACUGGUAACCAGUGUUACAAAAGUGUCCGGUUCGUUGUACCUCUACAAAUAUAUUAAUUUUUUUUUUAUUAAUUAAUAAUUAUUAUUAUCAUUAAUCUAUCUUGAAAUAUAUUUUGCAAUUUUAUAAUUUAAAAAAUAAAAUUCACACUAUUAAUUAUAGUUUGAUGAAAAAAAUAAAAAAGUAAAGGAAAAAAAUGAAAAAAUUAAGAAUAUGGCAAUCGAUCAGCUCAAAGACAUCUGGAUAACUGGCAAUCAAAUUCCAAUAGUGAUUAAUAUCAUUAAUGAUAAUAUAAACGUGGAUAAAUUAUCAUUAUUAUUUUUUACAUGAAAAAUAAAAAAAAAAAAAGAUAUAAAAAUUCAUGAAGAUUAUAACACGUGUUUUGUGGGAUGUUUUAUCAAGUGUUAUCAAAUUAAAAAAAUAAUAAUAAUUUAAUUAAACACAACUUUGACAAUUUUUUUUUUUGGAAUUACCAAGUGAUUUUAAAUUAUUAUUAUUCUUUUUUAAUUUAAACUAUUUUUUUUUUCUUUUUUUAGUUAUGAUAAUUAUGUGUUUUCUCUUUUCGCUGUUGAGAUUUUAUUUGUGUAUCUUUUUUAUUUUAUUUCAGUCGUUUUAAUCUACUAGUUUUUUUUUUUUUUUUAUUUUUUUUUUAUUCGUUAACGAUAAAGAACAGGUCGAUUUUAUCACUGUGUAUGAGCGGGUCAAACAGUGUCUUGUAGUUUUAUUCUGUUUCUUUUGGACUAUGUGUCUAUAAAGUGUGUGAUAACAAAUUUUUUUUUUAUUUUUUAUUUAUUAAUACACAACGACGGUCAGUCGUCAGUUGGCCUCGCUAUUAUUCUGACUGGUCUCACACGACUGAUUAUUAUUUUUUAUUUUAUUAUUUUAUUACAUUUAGUAUCUUUAAUAAAUUAUUUAUUAAAAUAAAAAAAUAUCAAGGAAAAAUAUAAGAAGCAAAAAAUUAUUAUUUUACAUAUAUAUAAAGUGUGAAAAUAUUGGAAAAUUAUUAUUCAAGUUUUUCAGCUGAGAGUGAUUAAUAUAAGUUACUUGAUAAAAUAACAAUAAAUAAUUUGAUAUACCAAAGUGAUAAAUCAAUUUAAUAUUUUAUUUAUCAAAUCAACAUGGAUAUUAUUAAAUAAUUUUUAUUUAUACUACUAAAAGUAACAACAAUUUUAUUAGAAAAAAAAAAAUAAUUUAAAUAGUAAAUUUAUCAAAGAGACUUUUAUUAUAAAAAGCUGCUAAAAAUAUGGAUAAUUCAGAGCUUAAAAUAUCAAAUGAUCAAGCGACAGCUGGAACAUUGUUGUUAACAAAAAUUGUUGCAAUGAUUGUACUUGGUAUUGGUUCAUUGAUACUUGGAAUUUUACCACUUGUUGUUGGACGUUGUCAAACAAAAAAAAAACAAAUGUCGGAAUUAUCAUCUACAUCAAGUACAACAACUAACAAUUCAUCAACAACAAUCAACAAAUCAACACAAGGCUUAUUGACAUCUCUACUUCUGUGUUUUGGAGGUGGUGUAUUACUCUUUACGACAUUUCUUCAUCUAGCACCAGAAGUACGUGAAAGUGUUGAACGUCAUCAAAAUAAUGGUCAAUUAUUUAAACUUGGAAAAUUAAGUAUGGCUGAAUUAUUAUUUUGCAUUGGUUUUUUUAUUGUUUAUUUUAUUGAAGAAAUAGUACAUGCAACAAUAACAGAUAAAAUUGAAAAAAAUGAAGAUUUACUUUAUCGUACAGUAUCAGUAAGAAGAUGUAAUAAUAAACUUGCAUCAUUAACAAAUACAAAAAUGACAAAUAAUAAAACAACACCAUCACCAUCAACAUCAUCAUCAACAUGGAAAAUUGAUAAAUUUAAUAAUGAUGAUGAUAGCAAUGAACAUAAAAUUAUAACACAAGAUCCAACAACAAUUAAUCAAAAUGAUUUAAUAAAAAAAAAUAAUAGCUUAACAGCUGUAUUUGUAAGACCAUUACCACCAAUGGAACCAGCAAAAAAUAAUGGUCUUGAGGAUGAUCGUUUUGUAACACCAGAAAAUUUACACUCAAAUCAUCAUCAUCAUCAUCUUCAUCAUCAUCAUCAUCAUGAAAAUCAUAGUCAUAUACCAACUCAUGCUGAUACAUCAGCAAGAGGUUUGUUAACUGUUAUUGCACUUAGUUUUCAUGCAAUAUUUGAGGGUCUUGCUGUUGGUCUCGAGCCAUUAAUUGGAUCAGUAAUAUAUCUUGCAUUAGCAAUUGCAACUCAUAAAUUUGUCAUUGCAUUUUGUGUUGGUAUGGAAUUAUAUGCAACUGGUGUAUCAACUAAAACAGUCAUGGGAUAUUUAACUGUAUUUUCAUUGGUAACACCAAUUGGUAUUAUGGCUGGUUUAAUACUUGGUUAUUUAAAAAAUGAUAGUGAUAAUUUAGGACCUACACCAACAAUACUUCAAGGUAUUGCAACUGGUACACUUUUAUAUGUUGUUUUUUUUGAAGUACUUGCUAGAGAAAAAGCUAAUAAUAAAAGUGGAUUACUUCAAUUAAUUGCAAUAAUCGUUGGAUUUUGUGUCAUGCUUGGUCUCCAAUUAGUCACUGCACAUUCACAUUCACAUGGUGAACCAGAAGAUAGUGCCGAGACCAAUUCAUCAAGCAAUCAUGUAUUUUAAGAUUGAACAAAAUUGACAUGAAAAAUUUCAUACUAUUAUAAUUAAGUAAUUGAUGAUUUAAUAUUUUUUAAUUUAUAGUUUUAGAUAAUAGGCAGAAAAAAUUCGGUAUUCAGAUAAAAACAAAUGUGUCAAUUUAUAACAGAAUUUUUUCUUUGUUAAUAACAAAAAUUUGUUGAUAGAUUUGAGGGGUAAUAGAUCUGUUGAUAGCGUUGACAAACAACAAGAAAAAAAAUUCAAAUUAAUUCAAAAUUAUAUUAAAUUCAAUUGAAGAUACUGGACUAUAUUUUUAAAAAUAAUAACAAAUUAUUGAGCCUAUCUGUUGUCUAUUUUAUUGACAACUUUUAAUGGUUAAUAAUAAAAAUUUAAUAAUUAUAAUGACACGGUAAUUUAAGCUCUUGGAAUUAUAAUAAAAUAGCUUCUGUAAAUUGACCUCAUUACCUCAACAAAUAAUUAAAAACUUAAAAGAAAAAAAUGAUGAUGAUGAUACAAGUGGAUAAGUAUCGUAAAAAAAAAUUAUAUUUAAAAAUUAAAUUCAGUUUGGAAGAGAUCGAGUUAGAAAAAAAAAAAAUAAAAAAAUCAAAUUGGCAUUCCUUUAGUAAAUGGUGCACAAUGAGAAGCUUGAAAGGUUUAUUAUCCAAGUAGAUUUAAAAUAAUUGACAUUAUCCGGGUUUUGAUGUUGCAACUUUUAAAUUUAGGCAAAAUACAUUUAUAUAUAUGAAUACUGCAAUUUUCAAAUUAUUAGAAAUAUAUUUUUUAACUUAUGAUUAUUAUUUAAGUACAAUUACUUAAAUAUAUAUCAUUUAACAGAAAAAAAAUUAUAUAUUUAUCUAUUCAUAUAUACGAGAAGAAGAAGAAAAAAAAAAACAGUUUUUGCCUUGCCACUCAUGACACUUGUCAUGUUAAAUACUAGACUGAAGAAUUUAAUUUAUAAUUAACUGGAAAAAUCAUGAUAAAAAAAAAAUGCUGUUUGUUAAAGCCUAUUGAUAAUAAUUAAAAAUAAAAAAAAUAUAUUAUUUUAAGUUUAUUUUAAGAAAAUAAUUUGUAAAAGAAAAAAGAAUAUUUUAAUAAUUUUUUUAACGAAUAAUAUUUUUAUAUUAUCGAUAGUAUUGUUAUAUAUUUUUUUUUUUUUCGCGUUUUCAAGAUGUGACAUGCAGGGUACUGAUUGUUGGAUUGGAGUUUUGUAUUAUUAUUCAAACCCCAAAAACGUUUGUUUAUAUAUUUAUUAUAAAAUAAUCGUCGAAUAAUUUAACCAUUGUUGAUUUUUUAUUUUUUAAAUCAAUAAAACCAUUGAGUUAUUUAUGGAAAAAAUAAAAAACAUUGAAAUAAAUAUUAAUUGUUUUUAUUAACGAUGAAAAAA
Messenger RNA from Aphidius gifuensis, 4109 nucleotides. RefSeq names its product zinc transporter ZIP3-like. Gene Ontology annotation, biological process: zinc ion transmembrane transport. NCBI's taxonomy places the organism in Eukaryota, Metazoa, Arthropoda, Insecta, Hymenoptera, Braconidae. Gene Ontology annotation, cellular component: plasma membrane. The record is from RefSeq and is a predicted model, not a curated record. Bases 1370 to 2752 code for a protein of 460 amino acids. Gene Ontology annotation, molecular function: zinc ion transmembrane transporter activity. The transcript is spliced from 3 exons.